AUUUACAUAUGAUAUCCAUGUUUUUAAAGUCCGAACUACAACUCCGAGCUUCGAGUGUCAAAAAUUUGUUGAAAACAAUUGCUUAUUCCUAGAGAGAGAGAGAGAGUAGAACUAAAGAGAGCUCCGAAUCGCCAAACAGAGCGCUCAAAUAUCUUUUUUUGUUGGUCUAAAUCUUGACCAGGCUUGAUGGGUAAUAAAUAAAGGAUUUUGGGUUGAGGUGUUAUUUUGAGUUUGAUCAAUUAUGGGUAUGGAAGACACAGUCGCUGAGGUAGCAGCAUAUGGGACUUCCUCGCUAGAGAAAAUAGGCGAACUUGUGACUCAGAAGAAAGUGGAGGAAAAGGAUGAAGUAAAAGAGAACGAAGAAGAUGGCAGAGAUGGUGAUAAAGUGGAGAACCAUAAAAUGGAUGUAGACCAAGAGGGCAAGGAAACCAAUCAAGAAGAGAAAGAAGAAACCAAAAGCGAGACGAUGGAAGAGGAAAUCAUGAUGAAAGGAAACGGGGAGAGCAAGAAGAAAGUGGAUGUAUCAGGGGAGGAAGAAGAAAUGGAUGUAGAUCAAGAGGGCAAGGUAAGCAAGGAAACCAAAGAAAAAGAGGGAAAAGAAGAAAAGUAUAGUAAAGAAGAAGUAGAAGAAGAGGAAGAAAAGGGAGAAACCAAUGAUGAUACCAAGGAGGAGGUGGGCGGGAAGGAAGAGAAGGCAGAGGAGAGUAGACAGAAGAAGGGUUCAAAGAGGCACAGAAAAGGGAAAAAUGCUGGGGUAAAAGUCAAUAAUAAGAAAAAAGUAGUGAAGGAGAAGAAAAAGGAUCCAAAAACUCCUGUGAUUUAUGCAAUUGAACGCCCUGUACGCGAGCGUAAAUCUGUGGAAAGGCUGGUGGAAUCCAUUGAAAAAGAAGCUGUCAAGGAUUUUAAUAUUGAAAAGGGCCGUGGUACGGCAUUGAAAGAUAUACCCAAUGUGGCAUAUAAGUUAUCAAAGAAAAAGACUGAUGACACUCUUAAGUUGCUCCAUACAAUUCUAUUUGGAAGGAGAGCAAAGGCAUUGCAGGUCAAGAGUAAUAUCUCCCAAUUUUCUGGCUUUGUGUGGAAUCAAAAUGAGGAAAAGCAAAAGACAAAGGUGAAGGAAAAAUUUGACAAGUGUAUUAAAGAGAAAUUGUUGGAAUUCUGUGAUGUGCUUGACAUUCCGACUGCCAAAGCUAAUAUAAGGAAGGAAGAUAUUGUUAUGAAGCUGAUAGACUUUUUAGUGGCUCCUCAUGCUACAACUAACGAGUUACUUGCUGACAAAGAGCAGACGAGGGUGGGCAAAAAGCGUAGGAGAGUGGUCAAAGAAAGUGCAUCAUUGUCUGGAAAUACACCGUCACAAAGCUCAGCUAAGAGAAGAAGAAAGAUUGAAAGUACAUCUACAAGGGAGGUGAAAAGGAGUACACCUGAAGUGGCAAGUGAAUCAGAAGAAGAAGACGAUGAAGAAGAGAAGAAUGUGAAUAUUGUUCCUGAAAGAACCAAGGAUGAGAUGCCUGAGCAUUCUGAUAGUGAGGCGAAAGAAAAUAACUCUGAAGAUGAGUCUCAAGAUGACGGUAGAAAACAGAAACGAGGUUUGAAAAAAUCGUCUGCAAAUAGGAGAUCUGCUGGAAAAGCUAAAAAUGUGAAAAUUAAGACUCCUAAAAAAGCUAGUCUGCUGCCCAAAGGAACACCUACAAAUUCAUCUUCAAGUCGCUCUAAGGUUGAUCAUAGCACUGAUACAAGUUCAAAGUUGUUAUCAAGGAAAAAGAAAAAUGAGGAAGUAGUCAAGGAGAAGUCCUCGACUCCAAAGCGAUCUGCUUCGAAAAAUAAAAAUGGAAAAAAGAUUGCGAAGGGGAAGGACAAGCCUAAAGAGGAUAAACGAAGGCCAAGUGAUGAUGAACUCAGAAAUGCAGUAUGCCAAAUUCUUAAAGAAGUUGACUUCAACACGGCAACCUUCACUGACAUUCUGAAGCAUCUUGCUGGGAGGUUUAAUACAGAUCUGACACCCAGAAAAUCUUCAAUAAAGCUCAUGAUCCAGGAUGAACUUACCAAACUAGCUGAAGAGGGAGAUGAUGAAGAGGAGGAAGGCGAUGUUGAGAAAGAUGAAGAAACCCGACAUUCCAACCGAUGUGUGGAGGUCUGACUGCCAGGAUGGAUCACGACUACACAAAAAAUGGUAUAGCUUAUCAUUAUCUUCACAAUCCGUUUUCCGAAUUUGAAUUGCUGCUAUGUUCCUUGUAGCGUUUUCGUCCGUGUCUAAAUUGUUGGCAGCUGUAAAUUAUUGUUAGUGUUUUAUUUGCUGGCUGACGAACUCCUGUUUGCUUGAAAUCAAUAGAGUUACACUUCUUGAGCUGGGCUGCAAUGUUGCAGCAUAUUUUGUACACAAACUUGUAUGAAUUUCUUUUCUUUAAUAUAGCAGGCCCUUUGUUGACUAAAAGAGAUGGAUAUUCCAGUCUAGUUUCAAUAUUUUUCGGAUGGAGCGUUGGAGAUCAAGAUUUGAAAUUUUGAAUAAAAGUGCAGAGUCUGGUACUGUGCCAUUAUACAUAUGCUAAAUAUAUGUAUUUAUAUGUGUGACAUCAUUUCAUUUAUUUAGAAUUAACUAAUAAAUUUAAGUGGCCUUUCCAGCAUUGUAAGGCUGAUAAAUACAUGUAAGGAAUUUGAAUGAUUCUCCGAGACAGAGAGAGAGAAACUGGGUAUAAAUGAUAUUUAUUAUUAUUAUUUUUUUUUCCUUAUUGGGAUAUUAUUAAGAGUCCAUUAUUAUUAUUUCAAGGAAAUGAAACAAUUCUCAUUUUAUGAAACACUAUGACAAGUUCACAACUGAAAACUAUCCAAAAUAGUCUUCUAACCUAUUUGGGAAUUUAUUAUGUUAUUCAUCAACUUUUCCUUUCGUAUAAAGGUUAGGGUACAAGCAACAAAGACACCGGUCCUCUUGUGGCCUCUUGGCUUAGGAGUUGGUUUGUGUGGCCAAACCAACCUCUAGGUCUCGAGUUCGAGGAUUGGUAUGAAGAGAAGAAGCAAAGAAGAAGAAAGAGGUAUUUCAAAAUACCUCCAUUUU
Cornus florida is the source of this 3046-nucleotide messenger RNA. RefSeq names its product DEK domain-containing chromatin-associated protein 4-like. Bases 242 to 2134 code for a protein of 630 amino acids. Gene Ontology annotation, biological process: regulation of double-strand break repair; chromatin organization. The transcript has 12 exons. Gene Ontology annotation, molecular function: DNA binding; histone binding. NCBI's taxonomy places the organism in Eukaryota, Viridiplantae, Streptophyta, Magnoliopsida, Cornales, Cornaceae. Gene Ontology annotation, cellular component: nucleus. The record is from RefSeq and is a predicted model, not a curated record.